UUUGCGCCACUGUUAUCCUGCGUGUUUCAGCUUUCUCCCUCUUCAUUCUUCCCGGUCCACGAAGGUCCCGUACUACAAGUUGAGUUUCCGUCACAUUGCUCUUAUUGGAUCAUUUUGCAGUUGUAAUUCACGGGACAUGGACCGUAAUCCGUCUGGCUCACGCGCAGAAUCCACAGUUUAUCCAUGGGCAGUCGACUAUCAUCCUCGUGAUGAUGGUCGGUCUGCAGUUCGUCCUCGGGACAAGCGCAAAACCCUGCCCUUCAUGCAGCCCGUCCUGCAGCUCAUCCGUAUCAGGAUGUACUGAACGAUGGUACCAAACGUCAGACGAAAGCAAGAUCCAAACGAAAAUCUGUCGCCAGUGAUGAUGAUGAUUCAAAGUACGGCGCGAAAGCUGCGAAGCGAAAACACACGGCAGAAACAUCGGCGAAACCAACGAGCUUCUUCCGGAAAUUAUUACAGCCUGUGGAUCAAGCAUCCGGGAAAACGCAUCCUGCUUCGACGAUUACGAAACCAUCGCGGCCUGCGAAGAAUUCUGUCAAUCGGAACCCAGAUAAUCUGCUUAAUGGAAAGAGUGUGCAAUCGCAUUACGCGCGCGUCUCGCAUCAUGCAUCAAAAAGAUCCACCGUCAGUGUUUUAUCGGAGAGCACGGAAUCUUUGCCAGCGACUUCCAGCGCGAUGCAUGUCGAUACCGAUUCCGGAGACGAAACAGAUACUGAAACGGAGGAAUUGUCCUCACAGGAACCCUCCAUACCGAAUCGUCCAGCGCAGAAAAACGGCACGGUGGGUUUUAAGCUCCCUCGAUUGACCAGUUCACUGGAGAAAGAUGUGUUGGGUGGAAUAUUUUCUCAAUGGGAGCAGGAGGCAGCUGGACAUGUGAAAGAAAAGGAUGCAGUAAAAAAUCCCAGUGAUGGACUCCAGGUUCAUAUGAACGGUAUUCCACCAGUGAAACCAGGAAUUCCCGUGGACAAUAAAGCUGGUGAUGCUGCACCCCGUCCCAAGAAUUCUGUACCCGUUGCGCCGGCAUCCGCGCAACCUGCUGGAAUACUGCGGAAUUCUUCUUCGUCCGCAUUCUUAUGUUUGGAUACAAUUAUGGCUUCUCUACCAGAUAAUGCUGGUGCUUGGAGCAUUAGUUCUUACGACAAAAUGCGGGAGAAGGGAGUUUAUCUGCAAACGCGAGAUUCGCGAGAAAGACCGAAAAUCUGCUGUCGUUGCGGCGAGCGAACAUCUUCCAAGCACCACCGGUGUCCGCAGAUCGUCUGCGGGGUAUGCCACAGUUAUGAUCAUUGGCAACAUGCCUGCCCAUUCCAGACGACGGUAUCAACUCUAACCUGCAAGCGCUGUCAGUCUGUGGGGCAUCUGGACAUUGUCUGCACCGACACUUGGCGCCAGUAUCACACUACGAUUACACCGAAUUGUGGUUUCAUCAUGUCAACAACUAAAAAGAAAACUCUUCACUGCUGUAAUUGCGCGGUUCCUGGACAUUUAUACCAUGAGUGUCGCCGUAAAAGAUACAACAAGUACGCCGUUUCCUCGCCAAAUGUGUUCGUGAAGCGCUACGAUGCUGGGGAAAAUUCUAAGAAACGCCAUCCGCCACGGGAUGUGGAAUCACCUAUGGAGAAGUUUAGCCGCAUGGUUUGUGAUAUGAUGAGUGAGGAGGAUUCGGAACUCAUGAGCGCUACGUAUGAUCACAAAAAGUCUUCCCGAAAACGCAUGCGAGGAGGAAGUUCGCUGUUAUCCAGCCCAAACAAACGCAAACGAAAAGGACAUCGAUAAAGGGGAAAGUUUUCUCUUCUCAGUUUUCGGUGAACUUCGAUUGAAUCGGAUGCAUGUGGAGACUGUAGCCGAAGCGAUGACCGCCGUGCUUUCGCAUUGGAAUUUGUCCCGAUCGGUGAUUUUUGAGCUAGCUCGAUUUAUGACAGAAUUUUUUAGUGCUGGUGUUGCUUGCGACCAAUCGCGAACGUGUUGGAGGUGUGUUUAAUUUUUGUUUUAAUUUUUAUGAGCUUUCGUGCUAUAUAGUCGUGGUAAAGACGACGACGCUUGGUAUUAAGGAAUUUUCUUAAUGGAUUGUCGGAUAUCGGCUGUGCUGUGUUCAGUUUUGCGCUUCCGUUUGCUAACGUUUUCUUUUUGAUUGUAUUUGGAGAUUGG
Paramacrobiotus metropolitanus is the source of this 2145-nucleotide messenger RNA. RefSeq names its product zinc finger CCHC domain-containing protein 7-like. NCBI's taxonomy places the organism in Eukaryota, Metazoa, Tardigrada, Eutardigrada, Parachela, Macrobiotidae. The record is from RefSeq and is a predicted model, not a curated record. The transcript has 6 exons. The coding region runs from base 676 to 1773 and encodes 365 amino acids.